UUUCUCGUUAUUGGGUUGUUUUUGCAGUGAUUUUCAGUUUUUGGCUGUAUAAUCUUGAACCCUUAACUCCAUUGCAUUUUCAAGAUAACCCAGCGUUGGGAGAUCAAAGAUGCGGAUUUUCAGUCCGCCGCUUGUCUUUGUGACGCUUCUAUCUUUUUUCGCGCCUGGGUCCUUCUCUAUUGAAAAUUUUCGUCAAGCGUUUCCUAUUAUAGAACCAGCUCCUGGCCACACAAAACUUCGCCUUUCCAGAGAAGGCUUGGAGGCAAUUGAGAAAAUCACCACCCCUAUAGCAGCUGUUGCUGUUAUUGGUCCAUAUCGUUCUGGAAAAUCAUUUCUUCUUAAUCAGCUGUUGUCACUGUCAUGUUAUGAAGGGUUUGGUGUUGGGCACUUGCGCGAUACUAAGACUAAAGGAAUAUGGGUGUGGGGAACUCCAAUCGAAUUGGACAUUGAUGGUGUCAAAACUUCAGUCUUCUAUCUUGAUACAGAGGGAUUUGAAAGUGUUGGGAAGUCAAAUGUAUAUGAUGACCGCAUUUUUGCCCUGGCAACUGUGAUGAGCUCUGUGCUUAUAUAUAAUCUGCCUGAGACGAUACGUGAAGCAGAUAUAUCUCGAUUAUCAUUCGCAGUGGAGCUUGCUGAAGAAUUCUAUGGAAGAGUCAAGGGGCAAGAUGUGGCUUUCGAACCCGCAAAGUUAUUAUGGCUAAUUCAGCGUGAUUUUCUACAAGGAAAGUCGGUGCAAGAAAUGGUUGAUGAGUCUCUCAGACGAGUCCCUAAUGCCAAUGGGGACAAGAAUAUUGAUCAGGUUAAUCAGAUUCGGGAAUCUUUGGCUAUAAUGGGGGACAAUAGCACUGCCUUUAGCUUACCUCAGCCCCAUCUUCAACGCACGAAGCUGUGUGACAUGAAUGACACUGAACUCGAUCCUCUAUACGUUAAGAGGAGAGAUCAGUUAAAAUCAGUUGUUUCCUCUAUUAUCCGACCUAAAAUUGUUCAGGGUUCACUUGUUGAGGUCUUCAAUAAGGGUAUUCUUGACCGUUGUUUGAAACUGUAUAGUGACCGUAUGGGUAAAUUGGGUUUUCCGAUAUCUGAGAAUACUCUACAGCAAGCACAUGAAGGAUCUAAAGUAGCUGCCAUGUCAGCUUUUGACGAGCAACAUUUUGGCCGUCACCAUGCAAAGCUGUCGGCUGAAAAGUUAGUUGAAGAAAUCGAAUCGGUAUACAAGAACUUUGUUCUAGCUAAUGAGUACCAAUCUUCAAAGCUUUGUGAGGGUCUUUAUACUAGUUGCGAGGAGAAAAUGGAUCAACUCCAAGUCCUCAGACUUCCUUCUAUGGCCAAAUUCAACGCCGGGUUCCUUCAAUGCAAUCAGAGUUUCGAAAAACAAUGUGUUGGACCCUCCAAAAGUAAUUACGAGAUGCGGAUGAUGAAGAUGUUGGGGAGAUCGAAAUCUUUAUUCAUAAAAGAGUACAAUCACAGGCUGUUCAAUUGGUUGGUGGGCUUCUCUCUUGUGAUGGUGAUUGUGGGUCGGUUUAUUUUAAAAUUCUUUCUAGUCGAAAUUGGAGCUUGGAUACUAUUUAUAUUCUUGGAGACAUAUACACGAAUGUUUUGGUCUUCCGAAUCUCUUUAUUACAACUCUGUGUGGCAUGCUAUUGUCGGGACUUGGGAAGCCGUGGUGUACAGCCCCGUUCUUGAUUUGGACAGAUGGGCUAUCCCUCUCGGUGUAGUAGCUGGGAUUUUAGUGCUCUACUGGCGGUGUUAUGGGAGGAGAAAACCAUAUUUAGCAGGUUAUCUGUUCUUGGAGUUCAUUUCAUCAAUGGCGAACAAACCACAGAUCCGCACAACCAGCUCAGCCCUUAUAGCCAUGAUUGCUGACGAGGACACUAUCACUGGAUUUUUGCUAGCGGGAGUUGGUAAUGUUGAUUUGAGGAGGAAAACAAAUUACCUCAUUGUGGACUCAAAAACAACGGUAAAGCAGAUUGAAGAUGCAUUCAAAGAAUUCACAACAAGAGAAGACAUUGCUGUGGUGCUAAUCAGCCAAUUUGUUGCAAACAUGAUACGUUUUGUUGUGGACAGCUAUAACAAGCCAAUCCCUGCAAUCUUGGAGAUUCCAUCAAAGGACCAUCCUUAUGAUCCAGCACAUGAUUCUGUUCUUUCAAGGGUGAAGUAUCUCUUCUCGACCGAAUCAGUAGCUUCCGGAAGGCGCUGAGAAAUUGUCAAGAGUGCACGAUUUUCGUACUUUCUUCUGUCUCGUUUUUGAGUCGACAAUGCCUCUCUCUGUAAUUUCUUAAUUUGUGGAUUUCUUCAUGAUCCUUUGGCUUUUGGGACUUCACAUACAAAAUCAAUAAUAUUCCAAUGCUGAGACUGGAAUAUGCUCAUGGACUGCUCAUUAUAUUUGUAAUAAUUAUUAUAUAUGAAAAUGAAAUAUUUGUAAAAUAUUUGUUUGAGUGUGAAGAUUAGUGUGGCCUUAAUUGAGUAUUAAUGUGUGUCCUAUAAUAAAUAGGUUGGAUUAAUAUAUCAAUUGAUGGAUGACUGGUCAUUUCGUAAAAUUUUUGAAGAGGGAUAAUUGGAUAUACUCCCUCCAUUUUGAAAUAUAAGGCAUUUA
Striga asiatica is the source of this 2593-nucleotide messenger RNA. The record is from the annotation of a GenBank genome assembly. NCBI's taxonomy places the organism in Eukaryota, Viridiplantae, Streptophyta, Magnoliopsida, Lamiales, Orobanchaceae.